AUGAAAAUAUCGAUUUAACACACUCCAUCGAUAAUUUCCCAGCUCUAAUUCACGCGGCGGCCUCAGAUUAGAAGCAGAAAAAGAUGAACCUCAAUUACAAUCCGAAUGCGGGUAUGCGGAAUCGUAAGUGGGAAAAUUCACAAGGUGGCAGCCGCCGUCCACAAAGGGUCAGCGAUAUGAAUGCUAUGGGGCCAACUGCUCCUAUGCCGGGACCUUCCACCUAUAUGCCGCAACCCGCGCCAGGGCCUACAAUGCUCGACCCCAAUAUGUAUGGAGCCGCAGCUGCAGCUCCGCCAGUGAACAACUACGGGUUUAAUGGAGUUCAGUCCCAGCUUCCACCUCAACAGCAGCCGCAACAACAGCCAAAUUAUAGUUACCCACCUCAGCCACAGGGCCCAGCAGCUCCACCUGCUUAUGGAUUCAAUGCGCCACCCCAACAGGGCGCGGCACCUGCUCCCCCUGGCCAAUAUCCAGCACAGUUUGCAAUGUUUCAACAACCUAUUGUGCAGGAUAUGGCCAUGCAAUAUGGCCAAAAAUUGGCCGACCAAGGCAAACAAUUGGUCGAAAACCAAUUCGAGAAAUGGGUGCCUGUUUCCAAGCUAAAAUAUUACUUUGCUGUUGAUAAUGCCUAUGUGGGAAGGAAGCUACGCCUUCUUUUCUUUCCAUACAUACACAAGGACUGGUCACUAAAAUACGAUCAGGAGCAUCCAGUGCAGCCACGCUAUGACAUUAAUGCACCCGAUCUAUAUCUGCCCACAAUGGGUUUCAUUACAUAUGUAAUCGUAGCCGGACUCUUGCUCGGCAUGCAAAAACGCUUUUCACCGGAACAACUUGGCAUUCAGGCCUCUAGUGCCAUGGCCUACAGCGUAUUGGAAUUGGUCAUCUACUCCAUUGCCCUGUAUGUGAUGAAUAUUAAGACGAGCCUUAAGACUUUGGACCUGCUGGCAUUUAUCGGCUACAAGUAUCUAAACAUUGUGGCAAGUCUAAUGCUUAGCACUCUGUUCUUUCGAUCAGGCUACUAUAUGGCCUUAGCAUAUACAAGCUUCGCCUUUGGCUUCUUCCUGCUACGAACACUGAGGACAAAGCUUUUGCAUGACAAUACGCCAGCUGCACCCAGCGGUGCAAUUAACUACGACCCUUAUGGCAAUCCGCAACAGUUUGACUAUAGCGGUGGUAAAAAACGAAAGCUGUACUUCCUAUUCAUGGUGAUAAUUGGUCAGGCUUUGUUUUCCUUUUGGCUCUCAAAGCAUUUGUAUCUGGUUGAGACCGAAAAUCUGGCGAUGCCCACAACAAUUUAGAUAUAUUAUAAAAAACAUUUAUAUAGUAACUCGAUCGAAAUUAUAAAAUUGUGCUACUCACCAAUGUAAAAUCAUUUCCAAAAUGUUAAAUUUUCUUACAUAGUUUACAUAUAAUAAUGGUUUGACGUUACUAGAAGAACGAUAAACAAAUAUAGUGAAUCUUUAUCAUCAAUUUAGAUGCAUGAGAGAAAUGUAAACCCAUAUUUUUGUUAAUACAGAUUACUUUUUAUAUAAAUAAAAAAUAAAAAAAAAACUUCAA
Messenger RNA from Drosophila willistoni, 1557 nucleotides. RefSeq names its product protein YIF1B-A (gene Yif1). The transcript has 4 exons. Gene Ontology annotation, cellular component: COPII-coated ER to Golgi transport vesicle; endoplasmic reticulum-Golgi intermediate compartment; Golgi membrane. The record is from RefSeq and is a predicted model, not a curated record. Gene Ontology annotation, biological process: endoplasmic reticulum to Golgi vesicle-mediated transport. Bases 84 to 1298 code for a protein of 404 amino acids. NCBI's taxonomy places the organism in Eukaryota, Metazoa, Arthropoda, Insecta, Diptera, Drosophilidae.